Messenger RNA from Fibroporia radiculosa, 555 nucleotides. RefSeq lists its product as uncharacterized. The transcript is spliced from 2 exons. The coding region runs from base 1 to 555 and encodes 184 amino acids. The record is from RefSeq and is a predicted model, not a curated record. Lineage: Eukaryota; Fungi; Basidiomycota; Agaricomycetes; Polyporales; Fibroporiaceae.
AUGAAGAACGAGCUCACCCGUCUGGGCCGUCUGAUCUUCCGCGGCUACGAGCGCGUGGACAACGCAGGUUCCACAGCGCGCGACCACCUUGCCAACGAACGCACGUACCUGGCGUGGGCACGCACAUCGCUCGGACUCAUCGGGCUUGGGAUCGGCGUCGAACGCUUCGAGAGGUUCCGCGCAGACCUGAAGUCGCAGCUGGCACCGGCAUCCGCGGAGAGCCAGCGACUGCACGACCAGCAGGUGAAGCAUGGGCGACAGCUGGCGGGGACGCUUGUAGGGACGGGGGUAACGACCAUGGUUUUGGGCACCUGGAGAUAUUAUGCGACGCUGCACGAUUUGCAGCGUGGCCAGUUUCGACCAAACGUGCAGGGCAUAGCGCUCGUUGCGAUCGGCUCUGCCUUUGUGAUAGCGGCAGUGGUCCAGAGUGAGCUGAAAGGGGACAAGCAGAACCCAGAGUUUGCGAGACAUCCUGACUUGGAUGGCGUCCGCAAGACGAUUGACCGGAGACCAGAGCUGAAGGUUCCGGUCUUGGCAGAGAGCCAGGGAAAUUGA